AUGGCUACCGAACAAAGCGAGCCACUGCCACUUAUCUUAGACUUGUACGACGAUAAAGAUGUCGAAGAUCGAUUCUGCUGGGGUUUGUUGAGAGCUCUGGUUGAUGGCUCCCAAACCCCAUCCUGGGUCGCUACCGAGCUUGACACCUGGGUUGUACAGGAAUCAUCACGCAAGCUGCAGAUACUCCGGGAGCGACCGAGCUUCAUAAAGACAGACGAUGCUGGUCGUGUACUUCGCCAUAGCGGACCAAACGCCAGCGGAUAUGUUGAUCGCUUUUUCCAAUUUUUCCCCAAUCUGUGUUCUGUUUUCCCGCCUUACCACGCGGGGCAGACCAGGAUUGUUCAGUUUCUUGAAGCCUUGAUGGCCAUGCCUGAGCACCAGGCCCCUGAUUACUAUUUAGACGAUGAUGCACUCAAGGAUGUCCAAAUGAUGUCGCUGUGGUCAGACAAGAGUUAUUCAACAGAGGAACUUCGUAUCGGAGCAGAUGCUAUUAGAUACCCGGGCUCGGGAAUUGACACUCCAGGUAGCGAGGCAGAGGCCCGCUGGCGUAAUUACCAGUCUGCUCUGGCGCGCAUCGCCAUGACGGGCUUUAGCGAUUGCGGAUUCAACAGCGCGCUGCGGGAUAUUAUGCCCUACGGCAAAAAAUGUCCCAGCUUCAACGUCCGCAUAGCCUCCAAGCCUGAACAAAUUGGAGGUCACAUUCAAGGCGCGGCACAAUGGAUCAUACGGCCUGACGAGUUACGCUACGUUUAUGAACAGUGCAAGAAGAAAGAGGAGGUGGAUAAGGAGAACCCUCGAGACACGUGGAGCAUGCAGAAUUGGAAUAUAUGGAAAGCGCAAUUCGAACUUGCUGCUGGCGAUGAGAGAGUUGAUUCACGGGCUCGCGCGAUGGCUACCACAGCCGUUGAAAAGAUGAAUGCAAUUGAAGGGCAAGGUACAUCCCAAUAA
Messenger RNA from Daldinia vernicosa, 948 nucleotides. RefSeq lists its product as uncharacterized. Lineage: Eukaryota; Fungi; Ascomycota; Sordariomycetes; Xylariales; Hypoxylaceae. The transcript is spliced from 2 exons. The record is from RefSeq and is a predicted model, not a curated record. The coding region runs from base 1 to 948 and encodes 315 amino acids.